AUGUAGAUUUGUGAGAGGAUCUCUGCACCAGUGUUUUUUUUCUGGACUGGAGGAUAUGGUGGACGCCAGUCUGCUGGAAGCCGUUUUGAUGGACACAAUUUUUUAUUGAUGAGAAAAAGAAAAGUCUACUGCAAGAUUUUUUCGGAUUUUUGCAGAGGGAUGGGACUCAAUCACUUCUUGUUUCUGCUGUUCUGUGCAGCCGCCCUCUCUGCCUCUUCAGUUUUUGGUUUAGAUGAGAGCAGCGAGGCGUUCAAGUGGACCAGGCAGAGCCUCCCGGUGCUGCAGGACACACACACAGAGCUUUUAAGCCCUCCUUUGUUCAGAGGGCAGGAGGAGGACAAGGCGAGAGGCGGGACAGAGACACUCUGUGGAAUAGAGUGUCAAAGCAAACAACCACCUGUGGACCAGACAGAACAGGAGAGGAUACUGGGAUAUGAGACAAUGUAUGAGAACGGCACUUGCACACACACAGAUAUCAGUUUGAAGGGUUUUAACAAAACAUCUGCAGGUAAACCAGCACGUUCAUCAGCUCGUACCCGCAGGAGACGGCAGGUUUAUGGAGCAGACGGGCGCUUUGUCAUCUCUGACUCUCAUUUUAUCACCAACUAUCCUUUUUCCACUGCUGUCCGUCUCUCCACAGGCUGCUCUGGAGUCCUAAUAUCCCCAAAACAUGUGCUAACAGCGGCUCACUGCAUUCACAACGGGAGAGACUACCUAGCAGGUGCUAGAAAUGUUAGAGCUGGGGUGCUACAGCUCAAAACCAAGAGAAGAAGAGGAGGGAGAAGGAGAGGAGGGCGACAAAGGGAUGGGAGGAAGGAAGGAGGAAUGGAGGAAGCUGAAGAGCAGAAUAGUGUAGAUGGAGAUGGAGAGAGAAGGAGAAAGGGAGACAAAGGCAGGAGGCGCAGAGGAAGAAAGGAGGAUGAGGAAGGGGUAGCUGAUCAUGGAAAUGUAGAUGAGUUAGCGGGUGAAAGACGAGGGAAACCGAAAAGUCUCAACCGUGUGCAACGUAACGCUGAAAACAGGAAGCAGCCUGUUUUUCGUUGGACACGUGUUAAACAAAUGAAAAUCCCUCAAGGGUGGAUCCAAAGCAAGAGCUCUUCCAACUCAGUGUCCUCUGACUACGAUUAUGCACUCCUGGAGCUGAGACGACCCCUCAAACAGAAGUACAUGCAGCUCGGGGUGGCGCCCUCAGCAGCAUCCCUAACACGCAUUCACUUCUCAGGCUAUGACACAGACAAAAGUCUACUGGACGGGCCUGGACAUGAGAAAGUGGUGUAUCGUUUUUGUUCAGUGUCAAACGAGUCCGACGAUUUGAUUUACCAGCACUGUGAUGCGAAGGUGGGCGCUACAGGGGCGGGUGUUUACAUUCGUCUGAGACAGGAAGAGGGAGACAUGGGGAGGAAAGGGAAGUGGCAGCGGAGGGUGAUUGGAGUGUUUUCAGGCCAUCAGUGGGUGGAGGUGGAAGGGGGUGUGCAGAAAGACUUUAAUGUCGCAGUGAGAAUUACUCCACCCAAAUAUGCCCAGAUCUGCCACUGGAUCCACGGAGAUCCAAGUCACUGUAAAGAGGUGUGACUGCAAAGCGACUGAUUCAAUGAUACGUGUCAAGCUAUGUCCAAGCUUUAAAAAUAAUCUGAAGAUAAAAGUAGGACCUAAACCGCUUUGUACACAGAAUCUAGAGUAACAUUUGUUUUUUUUUGGCUUAAAACCUGAAAACUGCAGUGUCAUGGCUACCCAAAAUGUCUUUCAUGAAGCAUUUAAACAUCCAAUGGCAUGCCUUAGUCAUGGCUGCAUCACAGUUUUGUACAACAUAAAGAAAUACUGAUCUGUGUAGGUCUAUAAAAUGUAAGUGUCUUAUAAAAGUGUGUGAUCUUUUUCAACAGACCCCAAAAACACAUUUCAUCAUAUGAGAUUACAUUGCCCUUUAUAAAAUGAUCAGAAUCACAACAGAACAAAAAUCGAUAUAGUACACCAGAAAUAUGUUUUUUUAUUCCUCUGUUCCAGGAUAUUACCCAUAAUGCAACUUAAUGUCUAACAGUUUGUUAUGUUUGUAGCGGCUAAUGAAUCCCAAGCUGCUAGCCUUGGGCAGAUAUGAGGAGUGGGCCGCAGAUCCUGAAAGCCCUUCUUUAAAACUCCACUCUCACGGAUUUUUUUCAUUUUCAGACCCGCUCUGACAUCACCAGAGGUAUUAUUUGUUGCACCCAUGCCCUUGUUUCUGGAUCUAUGACCUUUCCCUUUCCCAUUCCCAUCAGAUGUCUGCGGUCUUUUGAAAACCAUGUGCAGUUAAUAAUCGUGAAUGACUCAAAGUGUUCUCACCAGAUGAAACUGUAAAAAAGAAAGGAAAACGUUACUCCUAUUAUGCGUAUACAUUGUCUGUGUUUCUCAAUUUUGUAUGAAAGCAUUCAUGAGUAAAUCCAGUGCUAUUUGUGUUAAAUAGUAGGUUUACAUAACAUAAAGAUUUUCUAUUGUUAAAAGUAAGUGACAUUAUGUUAUUGCAAUGUAUGUCUGUUACUGCGCUUAAAGGAUUUUCAUGCCACAAACACAUUUUCUUUUUUGAUGCUGACCACAAAUAAAACUGUUUUCAAACAAGCAGAACAGAGAUAA
Labrus bergylta (ballan wrasse) is the source of this 2601-nucleotide messenger RNA. RefSeq names its product inactive serine protease 35. The record is from RefSeq and is a predicted model, not a curated record. Gene Ontology annotation, molecular function: serine-type endopeptidase activity. Lineage: Eukaryota; Metazoa; Chordata; Actinopteri; Labriformes; Labridae. Gene Ontology annotation, biological process: proteolysis.